This is a messenger RNA of Oncorhynchus mykiss (rainbow trout), 3719 nucleotides long. Lineage: Eukaryota; Metazoa; Chordata; Actinopteri; Salmoniformes; Salmonidae. The record is from RefSeq and is a predicted model, not a curated record.
GUGAGUGAGAAAGUGACAGAGCGAGUGAGAGAGAGAAAAAGAGAAAGAGAUAGAGAGUCUUAGUCAGUUUAGCAGGCAAAACAGCAGAACGCCAUGAAGGAUUGACGAAGAUAGGCAUCAUUUCUUGAGCACCUUUUUUCAAUUCUAAGCCCCGGACGGUGUCAAAUCAUGCCUUCCCAAGGCCACAAAAGAGGGUCUGAUGACCCCUCUACUUCAAAUGAUCAGGGCAGGGAAGGUAAUAAACGCCUUUGUGCCAUAGCAAAGGGAACUGCAGCAACACCUACCCUCGAGAUGGAUGUCAUCAAAGUGGCCAAAGAGGGCAUUGGAAAAGUCCUUAGCGGGCUAGACAAGGUGUCACCUCCAUAUGCAAACACGGAUUUCAUUGGUUAUUUAAGGGAAAAAAUCUCAGCUUUGGAGGCUGUUAUUGACGACAAAGUUGUUGUUGGUGUAUUUGGGAGGUCAGGAGCUGGUAAGAGCUCACUGAUGAAUGCCAUUUUGGGGGUGAAUACCUUGCUGCCCUCCGGGACUGUUGGUGCAUGCACAUCAGUCAUCAUCCAGGUGGAGGCCAAUAUGACUGACUCCAACUACGUGGCAGAGAUUGACUUCAUUUCUAAAGAGGAAUGGGAGAAGGAGCUGGAAUCACUUUUGAAAAUUAAAGAAAUGGAUGGUGAGGAGAAAGAUAAAAGGAUGGUGAAUAUGGCGAACAGUAAAAUCCAGGCAUUGUACGGAGAAGAUGCAGUCGGGAAAAGCUUUGAUGAACUGAAGUCACUGGAGUCAGAGACAUUCAGCGACAUCCCAGAGUUUCUCUCAUCAACUAGGAAAAUCCUGUCAUUUGACACAGCCACAAAGUUCUCUACAGAGAUCGCCUGCUACAUACGAAGCAAAAGAAAGAUACAUGGGAAACAAUCUAAAUCAUCUCAGAUACACUACUGGCCACUUGUGAAGUAUGUGACCAUCAAGAUGCCAAACUCCAAGGAUCUUCUGGAACACAUUGUGCUGGUGGAUCUUCCAGGAACUGGAGACUGCAACAAGGCCAGAGAUGAGAUGUGGGAAUCGUACAUUACUAAGUGCUCCUCUGUGUGGGUCGUGGCUGACAUUGACCGGGCCGCGGCUGACAGUGAUGCAUGGAAUAUACUGGACAACAGCAUCAGUAAUAUGGGUCCUGGUGGACAGUGUCAGAACAUCACCUUCAUCUGUACUAAGACGGACGACAUCAACCCAGACAAUUAUAUGCUUGAAAUGGACGAUGAAGACCUUCACAUAGAGGACUCUUCUAACUAUUCAGAGGAGCAGAAACGUGCAUGCAUAUUGCACCGAAAUCAACAAGCCAAGAUGGAAAUUCAAGAGAAUUACAGCAACCCGUAUGAAGCUAUUGAUGAAAUGCAGGUGUUUACAGUUAGUUCUCAAGAAUUCCAGAAGGAUAACAACUGCAUUCUGAGACAAGAAGAGACAGAGAUACCUGAGCUGAGAGCUCUGCUGAAAAGCUUGAACGACCAACGGUCAGAAAAAGUGAUGAGAGACUAUGUGAUUGGAGCCUAUGGGAUCCUCUCCCUGGUCCACGUGGUAAACCAUGGGAUCACCAAAUCGAUGGAGACCGAAAAAGAAAAAUUGCACAAGCUUCUAGAACAAAUGCUGGAAGAUGAGCUCCAAAAAAUUGACCAGUUCAUGUCAGACAUUCACAUGGAGUUUGACAAGUGCCUUUCAGCCGGAGUGCUAGAGUCAGAGAAGACAUGUGUGACAAGAGCCAAGGAGGAAGUGAUAGCACCAAAAGGAAAAGGAGGAGGGGGGUACCACCAGACCCUGAGAGCUGUAUGCAACGGCCAGGGGUUCUGCAGGUCAACAAAUGGAGUAAAAACGAACAUGAACGCUUCACUGAGCAGCUCUCUGUGCGAUGCCAUUAAAAAUAUGUUUUCAAAAACAUUCAAGAAAUCUCAGAAAUCUAUAUCUGCAAAGAUUGAUAGUUUCAGCAUCCUCUUAGAGAGCCAUGAUGAAGAAACCAUGUUUCCUCGGCUGGCAUUCCUCAAAACUGAGGAACACAAAUUGAAGGCAGAUCUUAAACAUGAGAUCAUCCAGAGGAAGAAGGAAAUUUACUCUUCGCUCAUCAAGUCAAUCAUGACCUCCAUGCUCCCCUCCUAUACAGAGGCUUCAAAUGUACAUGGGAAAGGAUCCCUAAAGAGAAUGCAGGACAUUCUCGAGAGUCACAUUGAGUCAUCAAAGAGCACCAUGUUCCACGAUGCUAAGGGGAAGAUGCUGACGCUCCUAACCAAGCUCAGUGAAUACAUUGUGCAGGAAGUAAGGUCUAAACUAAAGGAAGCUAUGAAGCAGUCACUCCACAAUGAGCUACCUCUCCCAGAUAUAUCUGAGCACUAUGAGAUAGUGAAGAGCGCCCAUGAAAAAAUGACGGGUAAACCUAUCACAGAUGUUGAAGAUGAGAAAUGUGUUCCAGAACACAGCUCGGGGAAGGAAACGACAUCUGAGCAGGUUCCACGUCGAAACAACAGGAAUGAUGAGAAGAUAAAGAAACAAAUGAGAAGUGUGAAGGAUGUUCUUGCAGAGGCUGAGUUUGUGGAUAAGCACAUGAGUGCACUAAUCAAGAGGGUCACAAUGGUGAUGGCUAUAGCAGAUGACCUACUGGGAGAGGACAUGAUCCAAGAUGAAACGUAUUCGAAUAUCUAUGCAGCAAAGACCAGUGUGAAAAAAAUGAGGAAGCUGUUUCAGGUUGUACGCUCAGGAGGGCUACUAAUUAAAUCAGCCUUCUACACAGCUCUCCAAACUAAUGAACCUAGUCUUGUCAAGGACUUGGGUAAGAACAAUAGAUACUAUUUUCACCAUGUGAUUACCCUAAAACUUUGUGUGUCUUCUUGUGCAUUUUGAUAUGAUGUACAGUACAUAUAUUUUCCCAUUCCUCUCCCAGAGGCAACAGAACAUUUCCCCUGAUGACAGAACUGGCUUGGGCUUCAAGUGCUUGACAAAGGGCAGCAAGCAGUCUCACCGGCUGUGGAACUGCAGCGGAGUUACUAUCCUCCUAAUGCCCCGAUAGGUGUUGGGGGAUAUAACCAACUAGCUCUAUCAUCCUCUUUUGUUGUUGUGGCUUUAUGUUUGUGGCAAACUGAAAUCUGUGCUCUUGCAAUCUGCUAUAGCCUGGUACUUUGUUUUCCUCAGAAUGUUUUGUGUGUUUUGUUUUUAUCAAACCCAUCUUUAGUGUUCUUACUGUAUGUGUGAGGGGAAAGGGACAACACAAUUUUUUUAUUUAUCUGAUGCAAGUUAAAACAUGUAAAUGCAUAAUAACUGAGGACAACAGAGGGACAAACAGGUUGAGUGGUAUGUAUGCUUGUUAAUUGAUUUAUGCAUUAUUUUAAAUAUUUGGUACAUAAUACAAUCAUGUUAUGUGGAAAUGUUUGUCACAAUUUAUUUGACCAGAGGACAAUACCAGUGGAAACAGUGCCAUGAAGUAAUGUGCAACCCAAGAUAAAAUAUUGGUCAUGUAUGUAACAUUUUAUUUUAGAUGUGAACUUGAUUAUACCAAUGAAUUGUGUUUAUCCCUGUUGUAGCUUAACUUCUGAUUUUAUUAUGACGCCUGGUUUAUUUCAUCAUUCAUUCUGUUUGUUCAAAGUAAUCUCUAAAUCAUCAUUAUAUCUUCAACUAAUUUUACAUUUCAUGUUUCUGAGUUGAAUGUCAUAUUGCCUAAAUCUUUCCUCAAUAAAACAUUUUUAAAAGUA